Trichoderma reesei QM6a is the source of this 1737-nucleotide messenger RNA. Its product is annotated as GMC oxidoreductase. NCBI's taxonomy places the organism in Eukaryota, Fungi, Ascomycota, Sordariomycetes, Hypocreales, Hypocreaceae. Gene Ontology annotation, molecular function: flavin adenine dinucleotide binding; oxidoreductase activity, acting on CH-OH group of donors. Bases 1 to 1737 code for a protein of 578 amino acids. The record is from RefSeq and is a predicted model, not a curated record. The transcript has 2 exons.
AUGACCAGCUACAACUACAUCAUCGUCGGCGGCGGAACCGCAGGCCUGGUCCUGGCGGCACGUCUAACUGAAGACUCCUCAAAGCGCGUCCUUGUCCUGGAAGCAGGCGAGGACCUGACUGGGGAUGCCCGCCUGUCAGUGCCGGCAAUGUGGCCGACACUUCUGAACACAGACGCAGACUGGAAGUUCAAGACAGUCCCCCAGCCCGGCCUCAAUAACCGCGCCAUUUCCUUUCCCCAAGGCAAAGUCCUCGGCGGCUCCAGCGCCAUCAACGGCCUCUCCUUUACGCACUCAUCCAGGGCAAAUGUAGAUGCUUGGCACAAGCUCGGCAACCCCGGCUGGGACUGGGACAGCUUUUCGCGGUCGCUGGCCAAGUCGUACACCUUGACGUCGCCGUCCGCAGAUGUCACGGGCUCGGGACCGCUCCAGCUCAGCUACCCCAAGGACACCGACAAUGCCUGGCCGAGCAUCUGGCAGCAGACGCUCGAGGGGCUGGGUUUCCCCAAGAGCGAAGAAACCACCAGACAGGCCUGCGGUCCCCUCUUUGUUCCAGACACCAUCCAUCCAGCGUCCAAGACGAGGAGCUACGCUGGAAAUGCCUAUCUGGAGCCGGCCCGCAGUCGCGACAACCUCACCGUCAUCCCCAAGGCUGCAGUCAACAGGAUUCUCUUUGACAAGAACGGGGACGCAGUCACUGCCACGGGCGUCGAGUAUAUCAAGGACGGCGAGACGCAGACCGCCACAGGCAAGGAGAUCAUCCUGACCGCAGGCACCAUCAACAGCCCCCGGCUGCUCGAGCUGUCCGGAAUCGGCGAUGCAAAGCGCCUGGAGAAGCUGGGUAUCAACGUCGUCGUCAACAACCCCAACGUCGGCGAGAACCUGCAGAACCACCUCAUGUGCGGCCUAAGCUUUGAGGCACAGGACAACGAGAAGACCAUGGACAGCCUCGCGCGCCAGGACCCGGCUGCUCUCCAAGCCGCCAUGGCCGCCUACGCGCAGCAGCUGGGCCCCUUUGCCAGCAGCGGUACCAACAACGCCGCCCAGCUACCGUUCCCAGGCAUCAAGACUGCCGAAGGCAAGGCCGAGCUCGAGGAGCUCAUAAGCAAGUACAUCACCAGCGCCAAUACGGGUGACAACGCCGCCUUCGUCGAGGCUCAGGCCAACUUUGUCCGCUCUAUACUGACGUCGCCGGAGGAGGCCUCGGGAUACUACAUCUCGUUCCCGGGCUACGCAGCCUUCAACCCCGACGGCACAAUGGCUCCUCCGCCCGCCGGCAACGGCAAGCACUUCUCCAUCGCUCUCCUUCUGGCGCACCCGCUCUCGCGAGGCUCCGUUCACAUCACGUCCGCGACCGACGUGGCCAUCGACCCCCGCUACUUCUCGCAUCCCCUCGACAUCGAGGUCCUCGCGCGCCAUCUCGGCUUCGUCGAGUCCAUUGCCAGCGCCCAGCCGCUCGCCAGCCACCUCAAGGCGGUUGAGAAGCGCAACACCGCCGUCGAGCAGGCCAAGGAGUACCUGCGCCGGACUGCGGUGGGCGCUCAUCACUUCACCGGCACCUGCUCCAUGAUGCCUGAGGCCCUGGGCGGCGUGGUGGAUGCGCAGCUGCGCGUCUACGGCGUCCCCAAUCUGCGGGUUGCCGACGCCAGCAUCAUCCCCCUGACACCGCGGGCGAAUCCUCAGGCGACGGUGUAUGGCGUGGCCGAGCAUGCGGCGGCCAUUAUAAAGGGGGACAUCUAG